GCAGGCGGCGCAGGAGUGUUCUGUAUGGAGGAACAUGUCUUCAAGGAAAUAAGCGGAGCGGGACCAUUUUGGAUUCAAACAUGGACUGAACAUGUGUGUCCGCUACAAUACAGGGCACAGCAUGCCAUGCAGAUGAUCAUGAUAAAUGACACUGUAGCAUCAUGAUUUCUUGGGAAUUUAACUUGAAGAAAUGACUCAUCAUACAGCUCAAGGAGCAGGAUCCCAUGAGCCACCUGAAGUCAACUUAUACCACACAAGAUAAUGAAAAAGUCUGUGAAGAAGACUGAAGUGUAAUACAUGCUGUAUGGUAGCUGACUCUCCUGCUCUUAGAUCUAACAAGGUUGUGGAAGCUGUUGAUAAGUUCAAGGCCAGAAGGUUCGCUACCUGAGAAGUAAGCUGCCCCAAGCCUGCCCUGAGGAGUGUGUGCUUGGAGGUGUGUGCUUCUUCACUGCUACUUCUCCAGCUUGAACACACACCUUGGCAGGAUGUCGGUGAGAGAUCGACAGCGUCCGUGGUCUGUGUACACAGCUACCGCGCUGGACAUGUCCUCUGAGAUGCUUGGCCUGGCACUGGCAGGGAACAGUCAGGACCCAGACGAGCCCGUGUUGGAGUUCAGCCUCGCCUGCAGUGAGCUGACUACACCGUGUUUGGACCGUAAACCCAACAGCUUUGUGGCUGUGAGCUGUACAACGCCACCUCAAGCCUUCUGGACCAAGCAUGCACAGACGGAGAUCAUCGAGGGCACAAUGAAUCCCAUCUUCUUAAGCAGUGUGGCCUUCUUCCAGGAUUCCUUCAUCAAUCAGCAGACGCAGAUCAAGCUCUCUGUGUACGACGUGAAGGACCGCUCGCAGGGCACGAUGUAUUUAUUAGGCUCAGCGAUGUUCACAGUGAAAGAACUACUGCAGGACAAGAACUACACCCUCAACCUGCCACUCAGUUCGGCGGAGAACGUGCACGUGGGUGAUAUCACGGUUAUCGCCUGGCAGCUAGAGGAGAAGAGGGAGCAGCAGGCACCGCUAACCCAUUUACCAGACACUAUCAAUGGCAGGACCGUCCUUGCUGUCGAUGAGAGUCUGACAGAAUCAAUAGGAAUUCGAGCCAAAUAUGCCUCUUUAAGUAAAGACACACUCCUGCGAUCAGUGUUUGGGGGAACCAUGUCUCGUAUGUACCGCUUCCCCACCACUGACGGGAAUCACUUACGCAUUCUGGAGCAGAUGGCGGAGAGUGUGCUGUCUCUCAACGUCCCACGACAGUUCGUCAAACUACUGCUGGAAGAGGACGCUGCCAGAGUAUGUGAGCUGGAAGAGUUGGGGGAAUUAUCACCAUGUUGGGAGAAUCUCCGGCGGCAGAUCGUAACACAGUACCAGAGCGUUAUUCUCACCUAUCAGGAGACGCUGAAACACCUGCAGGACUACAAGGGCCCUUCAUUCAAAGCAAGCAACCUCAAAGCCGACAGGAAGUUGGAGUUCAUGUCCACUAACCUCCACGUGCAGAGGAUGAGAGUGCAGGACGACUCUGGGUUUGAUCACACAUACGAUGUGGUGACGAUCGGCGCUCCAGCAGCUCACUGUCAGGGUUUUAAGAACAGCGGCCUGCGUAAACUCAUCCAGAAAUUUGAGGAGGCCAAGAAACACAUUUAUGAGGAGGAAUGCAGUUCUCUGAGCAGCUCCCAGUCCAUCAUGUACAUCCCUCAGGACAUCAUCCGCGCCAAAGAGAUCAUCUCACACAUCAACACUCUGAAGACUCAGGUCAGCUACUACGCCGAGCGCCUCUCCCGCGCCGCCAAGGAGCGCUCUGCCAAUGGCCUGGAGAGAACACUCACAAUACUGGCAGACAAGACACGGCAGCUUGUGACAGUGUGUGACUGUAAGCUACUCGCAUCGGCUGUGCAGGCCUUAAACGCCGCCAGGCCGGAGUACAUCGCAUCCAAGAACUCACCGUCAGCCGACUCGGAGCAUGUGGUGCUACGCAAUGACCAGGACACACUGCUAGCCAAGUGGAGCAACAACCGCUCAUCCCUGCAUGCCGACUGGCACGAAGAGGAGUGGGAGAAGGUGUGGGUGAAUGUGGAUAAGAGUCUGGAGUGCAUCAUCCAGCGGGUGGAUAAGCUCUUGCAGAGAGAACGAUUGCGCAGCAGCAGCAGCGAGGACAUGUUCCAGGCGGACCAACAGAGCGCUGUUCCUAAGAAAGGUAACGAGAGGUGUCAAGCGUUCUGGAUCAACCCAGUCUGCACGAAUGAGUGUCCAUCACCAGUUUCACAGGAGCAGCCUUCUUCAUCUUCAUCACCACCCUCACCUUCAUCCCCAUCAUCACUGCCUGCACUGAUCCCUGCAUGUCCCCUUAAUACAGAAACUCAAGCCUAUGGCAGUAGCAGCAGGGAGGAGAGUUACCCAGGUGAGUGGAGUGAGGCACUGUAUCCCCUGCUAACGACGCUAACGGAGUGCGUGGCAAUGAUGAGCGACAAGGCAAAAAAAUCAAUGGUGUUCCUGCUAAUGCAAGACCGAGCACCGACUAUCGCCAUGGACCUCAGUGUGCAGUACCGCCGAGACGUGGUCUUCUGCCAGACACUUACUGCUCUUAUCUGUGGCUUUAUUAUUAAACUGAGGAAUUGUCUCCGUGAUGACGGCUUCCUGAGGCAGCUAUACACCAUUGGUCUGCUUGCACAGUUUGAAAGUCUACUGAGUACCUACGGAGAGGAACUAGCCAUGCUUGAGGACAUGAGUGUGGGGAUCAUGGACUUACGGAACGUAACUUUUAAGGUGACUCAGGCUAUGUCAAUGUCCUCUCCGGACAUGCUGCCUGUGAUCACGGGGAACCGCGACGGCUUUAACGUGCGCAUUCCACUGCCAGGGACCAUGUUCGAUGCGCUGCCACGGGAAAUUCAGAACGGCAUGCUGCUGCGCGUACAGCCCGUUCACUUCAAUGUCGGCAUCAACGAGCAGCAAACGCUAGCUGAGAAGUUUGGGGACACGUCCUUGCAGGAGAUCAUUAAUUCUGAGAGUCUGGGGCGUCUGAAUUCCUACUAUGAACAGUUCAAGGAGGUGUUACCAGAUGACUGCCUCCCUCGUUCCCGUAGUCAGACGUGUCUUCCUGAGCUCUUGCGCUUCCUUGGUCAGAAUGUUCAUGCCAGGAAAAACAAGAACGUUGACAUCCUCUGGCAGGCUGCAGAGAUCUGCCGGCGGCUAAACGGCGUACGUUUUACAAGCUGUAAGAGUGCGAAGGACCGCACGGCCAUGUCUGUCACACUGGAGCAGUGUCUCAUCCUGCAGCACGAGCAUGGCAUGGCGCCGCAGGUCUUCACUCAGGCGCUCGACUGCAUGCGGAGUGAGGGUUGCCGGCGUGAGAACACGGUGAAGAACGUGGGAUGUCGCAAGUACGCUUUCAACUCUCUCCAGCUGAAGGCUUUCCCUAAGCAUUACCGCCCUCCUGAGGGGACGUUCGGAAAAGUGGAGACGUGACCACGAGGACCAGGCAUGUGCAAAACAAAGAGAUCAGUCCGAAGGGGAUGAGUACAUCAUAGAAAAAUCACUGUGUAGCUGGUAUGUAAAAUAUGCUGUAGUCAAUCUAGACCUCACACUGAUACUGGUAUGGUAAUGGUACUCUCAUAAGACAUUCAAUGCACGUCACAUGUUUCUGAUCCCAGCUUUAAAUGAAGGCAUAUGAGCCAUUCUUAGUUCUAAAUGAAUAAUAAUUAACCAUUCCAUGAUUAUUCCCAGAUUAUUAUAGCAUUGCCGAAAGCACUUUUUGGCGGUGUAGUCUCUUUCCAUAGGUAAAUAUUAAUAAUAUUAAUUUCUGUAGAGUCCAAAAUCUAGAGCUUAAUAGACAGAUACAAAAUUAUGCAUAGUUGAUCUAUAUAUGCUUGGCGGCCUGGGAAAACCCUUCACCUGGUGACAUUGUUGAUAUUUUCUACUGUAUGAACUUCUGACAACUACAGCCUUACCUGAACUGAAAUAGGUCAAUAGUGGAAAAAAUUGUGAUUUUUAACAUCAGUCUCUGUAGUUUCUUUUCCUGUGGUAAAAGUCACUCGUGGAAUUUGACAAACAUGAACCUCAUCGUCAUCUCUUCCCUCGACCUGCGCUAACAGCAGUGCUGAAAUUGUUCUCUUGGCAAAUUUUCCCAUUUUAAGUUUUUAUUCAUAUCCAAAAAUUUUAACUUUGUUUGCCGCCAUCACUACAGUGUCAGUGACAGCGGCUAAUUUCACAGCUAGUAUUUAGACCGUUUACAGACUGAAUCUCUCCUUUUUUCAACAUAGCACUUAACCAAUAACUUGUCUUUCUCUAUGUUAGGAAAGAAUACUUAGCAAUUUAGCAAUUGAAACAUCAUCUUUUGGCAGACUGAGUGUGUAUACAGCUGUAUUCAUUGAACUGGCUCUUUAUGUAGCUAACGUGAUCUCUGCAGGCAGAAACCACAUCAUUUUGCUGAAAUGUAUUUGUUUUCUUAAACUAGAGGUAUCAAAGCAUGUUCUAGGAAGAACAAAAAAACAAUUCUGGUUAAAACCCCAUGUUUUGUAAUCUUGGCCAGUUUGCCAGAAUUCACAGCACCAUCUGAUGGGUUUUCCCAGGCCACCCCACAUUAAUUAAUUUAUACUGAUACACCACAAAUAACAUUUUAGCUCCUUGUGUAAUCCUUGUAUGUAAUUGAAUAGUGAAAUCCAUAUCUAUUCAGUAUCUAUUCACACUCCAUUUGCUUAAUUUCUUACAUCAGUGAUCUUGUUUGACUGAAAUGAAAAAAACAGUUCUUGGUAAUGGACUGGACCCUAUUGUGUUAUAGCUCAUAACACUGAAGAGGGCUCUACUAAUUCUUAGUGCACUUUUCUGCUUCUCGAAACCUCUCAAGCACACACUCGCUACUUCCUGUAUUGCUAAUCUUGGCCACUUCUACACUUAUACACACUCCAGUUCUCUGUCCUUCACUUCUCAGAGUUUAAUUCGAGUAUGAUAUACACUCUCAAAAAUAAAGGUACCAAACUAAUUUUCCUCGUCGCUGGAUGGGUGGGUCUAUAAAGGUUACAUCUUUCGUACCUUUAGUACGUAUCUUUUAUCUGGAAAUAUGAAUAUAGUAAACCUUUAAAAUAACGUAAGGUACAUAUUUGGACCUUAAGGACCACUAAUGCAUCUCUUUAAAGCUUUAAAGUGAAUUAAAGGUACACCAAAUGCAAAGUGUCCAAGUAAAAAUAUACAUAACAUACACAAAAUAUACAAACAAUGCACCCUUGAUUGCACCACCCCAGCAACAAGGAAAUGUGUUCGAGAGCGUAGGAGUCUUAAUAUAGGACUUAUCAUGGCCUUGGGUUAAAAAUGAAUUGGAGAUCAUUAUAGAAAAUUAUAAUACUAAAGUGACAAUAUAUUAUUUUCUUCCUCCAUUCUGAGUCUUUCGUGAGGUUUCAUUUAAAACUCUUCUUUGAGUCAGGGAGAUUCAGUGGCAUCUCCCCAUUAUCACUGAUCAUGGUGUACACACACACACACACACACACACACACACACACACACACACACACACACACACACACACACACACGCGCGCGCGCGUUAAUACAUUAAACACAAACAUGCACUGCUGUAGGUCUCUGCUACCAUAAGGAGUCACACAAAUGCGCAGGCAUGCAAACAUACACCAAUAUAAUCAUACACCAAAAAUUCAGACACGCACACACACUCAUACUCAUUUUAUAUAUUACUAUAUAUACUAUACUAUAUUUGUGUCAUAGUCAUAUAAUAAAUUUAUUAUUUAUAGCUAUGCUCAAAGGUUUGGGGGAGUGUGAUCAUUUGAAUUUAUUUAUAUUUUGGGGUGCAUUAUGUUAUUUAACAAGUAAGAAAGUGAUUUGCAGGAAUUGUGCUGUUCUCCAGACCUCAGAAUUGUCUUCAUUUCAUGAAAAUAUCAUAGCCAUGUAAUGUGCAGGAGCUCAUUUUCUGCCGUUUUUUUUUUUUAUUUAAUUUUUUUUUGCUGCAGCCAUAUGCACGAUUGCAAUCCAUGUAUUCAGAUAUCAUAUCAUAAAGUGUCUCAUUCGCCUCCAUAUUAAUCUGCAAAGCCUUUAUACAGAGUGUCACUGACUACUGUCGUCUUUUGUCCAGCACCGUGUUACCGUAUCAACCUCAGCUGGCAACCGUCAGCCCGACUGUGAAAUGCAAGUUCAACGUUGUUGCAUUCGUUAUUCUUAAUUUUACUUGACACAUUUGUAUUCAUGCAUUUUGUAUCAUUGCCGUUGUUAUUUUUGUCUUAAUUUUACACAUGUUGAUGGGUUUUAAUGACUAUAGUUUAUAAACCCUAAUGUAUUUAAAAGAUUAUGUUCCCAGAUAUUUGAACAUGAUUUGUAUUUAUUCCUGUUUUACUAAACUUGUAUCUUUUAUUAAGCUGACUUAGAUGUCUACAAUGAGUUCUGCUGUACAAUAAGCUGUCAUCAAUAUAUGAUGCCAUUAAAAAGAGAAUUAUCUACCA
Pangasianodon hypophthalmus (striped catfish) is the source of this 6435-nucleotide messenger RNA. It is a transcript of the gene inpp4ab, whose product is annotated as inositol polyphosphate-4-phosphatase type I Ab. The coding region runs from base 486 to 3458 and encodes 990 amino acids. Gene Ontology annotation, cellular component: cytoplasm. NCBI's taxonomy places the organism in Eukaryota, Metazoa, Chordata, Actinopteri, Siluriformes, Pangasiidae. Gene Ontology annotation, molecular function: phosphatidylinositol-3,4-bisphosphate 4-phosphatase activity. The transcript has 25 exons. The record is from RefSeq and is a predicted model, not a curated record.